UUCCGGUUACCACUUUUUGAGCCUGUAUUUGUUUUCAGUAUCUUUAUUUAGUAAUAUUUGUGAUUAUUAACAAAUUGGUGUCUUUUGGUAAUUACUAUUGUAGGCUAUGCGACUCCUACGGAAACAUAUUUCCUAAGUUUAAAAAAAAUAUGGAUUCCCUGUUUGGCAGUGGAGACAGUCACAGUGGCAGUGAUAAAAACUCUGAUGACGAGCAGCAUUCUGGAGAUGAGGAUGCCAGCCAUCAUGGCGGAAGUCACAAUUCUGGCUCGGAGAACGACAGUCAGCCUGGCUCUCCAGUCAGUGGGGGUGGAUCUCAGCCGGGGUCUCCGGGGAGUGGGAGUGGAUCUGGAUCUGCGAGGAGCAAUGAUGGCUCUCGACCUGGAUCACCAAUGAGUGGAGCUGAAUCACCCAGGAGCGGGGCAGGAUCGCUGCCCGGUUCUCCCAAAAGUGGGUCAGGGUCACCGAUGAGUGGGGCCGGGUCUGAACCAGGGUCUCCGGUGAGUGGGGCCGGAUCACAGGAUGGAUCUGCACCUGGAUCGCCAAGGAGUGGGUCUGGAUCACAUCCAGGGUCUCCCGGAGAUGUCACUGGAUCAGGACCUGGGUCACCAGCAUCUAAUGCAGCCAGCGAUGCAGACUCCCAACCUGGUUCUCCACAACAUUCAGAGGGAUCACCCGCAGGAAGCGAAUCCCGAUCUCCUCCCGGGUCACCGGUACCGAGUGGAGGAAGUGCUCCAGGCAGUCCCGCAGCGAGUGUGUCCGAUGCCCCACCGGCGACACCUGGUGGCAGUCCAAUGGCAGUGGCAUCUCCCAGAAGUGAUGCUGGAUCUGGGGCUGGUUCUCCUACAAAUGUGGAAGGAUCACCUGCAGGAAGCGAGGCUCACUCGCAGCCUGGUUCUCCUGCAGAUAGUGAAGCCAGAUCCCACCCCGGUUCUCCAGAACCUAUGGAGGGAUCACCCAUAGGAAGUGAAGCCAGGUCACAACCGGGUUCUCCGGCGCAUUCGGAGGGAUCACAUGCAGGGAGUGUAGCUGGUUCUCCCGCACAUUCGGAGGGAUCACCAGCAGGAAGCACAGCUGGUUCUCCAGCACAUUCGGAGGGAUCACCAACAGGAAGCAAAGCUGGUUCUCCAGCACAUUCGGAGGGAUCACCAGCAGGAAGCAAAGCUGGUUCUCCAGCACAUUCGGAGGGAUCACCAACAGGAAGCAAAGCUGGUUCUCCAGCACAUUCGGAGGGAUCACCAGCAGGAAGCAAAGCUGGUUCUCCAGCACAUUCGGAGGGAUCAAGAGCAGGGAGUGUAGCUGGUUCUCCUGCACAUUCGGAGGGAUCAAGAGCAGGAAGUACAGCUGGUUCUCCUGCACAUAGGGAGGGAUCACCAGUAGGCAGUAAAGGAAGUGCUCCUGGAAGUCCUGUUGCGGGUGGAUCUGAGAUACGAGCAGCAACUCCACAAUCUCCUAGUCACAGUCCAGCUGCGCGAGACAGUGGGAGUGAGUCUGACGGAGUGAAGAAGAAGAAGAAGAGACAUUUCCUCAGUGACAGUGAAGACGAUGAUGACCAGAAACAACAUGUUGAAGGGGAAAGUGUUGAGGCGACAAUGGGUGACUUGUUUGGUGAUGCUGAUGAUAUCAGCUCGGACGAAGGAGAAGCGAAGAUGGAGGAAGGUGAAGGGGAUCGCCACUCGAUGGCAGAGGAGGAGGAAGAGAAGGAGGAGGAGCCACCGGAGACUCGGAUCGAAGUGGAAAUCCCUCGGAUCAUGACGAACCUUGGAACAUCCCUGCACUACGUCAAGCUGCCAAAUUUCCUCAGUGUGGAAACCAGACCAUUUGACACGGCUACUUAUGAAGACGAAAUUGAUGAAGACGAGGUGUUGGAUGAAGAAGGACGAGCGAGAUUGAAACUUAAGGUGGAGAAUACAAUUCGCUGGAGAUAUAAGAAAGACGAAGAAGGAAACGAAAUCAAAGAUGUUGACGGGAACUCACUGAGAGAGAGCAAUGCCAGAAUGGUUAGAUGGUCCGAUGGAAGCAUGUCACUGCAUCUUGGAGAUGAAGUGUUUGACGUCUACAUUAUGCCGAUCCACGGAGAUUUCAACCAUCUGUUUGUGCGACAGGGCACGGGUCUACAGGGACAGUGUGUGUUCAAGACGAAACUCUCCUUCAGACCACAUUCCACAGAAUCUUUCACUCAUCGUAAGAUGACGAUGUCACUCGCAGACAGGUCAACCAAGACACAGAAGGUCAAGGUCUUACCUAUAGCAGGUCACGACCCCGAUGCUCACAGAUCAGAGAUGAUAAAGAAAGAAGAGGAGCGAUUGCGAGCUUCUAUCCGUCGUGAGAGCCAGCAGAGGCGGAUGAAAGAGCGAGCGCACGCACGAGGGAUGAGUUCAUCGUACCUGGAGGGGUACGACGAGGAGGACGAGGAUGAUGAAAACACCAUCUCCAUCGCGGCACUCAAGAAGAAGUACAAGGCCGGGGCCAGGAGAGAACGUCCAAAUAUUUACUCGUCUGACAGCGAGUCUGAGGAGUCAGAACCCGAGAAGAAAUCGUGGAAACCAAAGAAACUGGAGAGCGACCAGGUACGUAAUUACACUGUGUGACACACCUAGUUGGGGCAUGACGUAGCCAAAUAUUUACUCUUCUGACAGCGAGUCUGAGGAGUCAGAACCCGAGAAGAAAUCGUGGAAACCAAAGAAACUGGAGAGCGACCAGGUACGUAAUUACACUGUGUGACACACCUAGUUGGGGCAUGACGUAGCCAAAUAUUUACUCUUCUGACAGCGAGUCUGAGGAGUCAGAACCCGAGAAGAAAUCGUGGAAACCAAAGAAACUGGAGAGCGACCAGGAUUCUGAUUCUGACUCGGGACCCAAGAAGAAGAAAGCGAGAGUGCUGGACAGUGAUGAGGAAGAGGAGGAAGCAGGGGGAGGGGGAGGGGGAGGGGGGUCUCCCAAAGGAGGGGGGAGUGCUUCAGAACACAGUGGAGGGAGGAGUGGUGCAGGAUCUGAGAGUGAAUGAGUGAAGAAAUGAGACCGAGAAAGACAGCGAGAGAGAGAGAGAGAGAGAGAGAAACACAGAGAGAGAGAGAGAGAGAGAAACACAGAGAGAGAGAGAGUAUGUAAGAGAAAAGAGAGAAUGUGAGAGAUGUGGAAAGAGAGAGAGAACACAUUUUGACUUUGAGAGAAAAAAAAGAAGUGAAAAAAGACAUUUUGACUUUGAGAGAGAAAAAAGAAGUAAGACGAAGACGUAUUGACUUUGAAAUGUGUUUUAUUUGAUCCACGAUUUCACCUAUUUGUAGCAGGUUUUGUAAAAAUGUGUUGACUAGUGACAAACUAACAAAUUUACAAAUCUCUCUGAACCAUCAUGACAUUAUCUUAGCAAGUCGUUUUGAACUGCAUUGUGAGAUCGCAAAGUUGAGACAGAUUAGGGGAUUAGGCCCCUCUUGUAUUUGUAAACUCGGCCUGCUGAGUUUCACUUGCACAAUGAUUUCUUGUAGAUGUUAUGGUAGUACUAAACCAAAUAACAUCUGGCUGGGUUAAAAAUUCAUGGUGCACCGAACAUUUGAUAGAGCAUUUAAUACCACAAGUCCUGCCAUCGGUGAUAAAUGUGACUGUUGUAAACAAAAUUAGUUUCAUGUGGCAAAAACAUGUAUGCAAUUUUAUUUCAUCUAUGUGUUGUAAAUGCAUCUGGUUAUACCAAAAAUGAGUAUGAAAGGUACCAGUUUCUUCAGUUGAUACUUUGAGGUAGGGGUUGUAGUACUGAUAUAUGUAUGGGUCAUAGUUUGGUUGAUAUAUUGCAUAUAGUGUUUUUAAACACAAACAUUAACAUGGUCGCCUAUGGGAUUUUAUUUGGUAUAGUACAACCUUAUAGCAUUUUCUCUGCAGGAAUUCACUGUACAGAAGAACAAGUGUCUACAAAAAUAUGGAAUUUUUUAUACAUAUAUCCGUUGUGAUUAGCUACAUGAAUUUCAGUGAUCAUAAUAGAAUUCUGUAAAUAGGGGUGGGACAUAGCCCAGUGGUAAAGUGCUUGCUUAAUGCAUGGUUGGUUUGGGAUCGAUCCCUGUCGAUGGGUCCCUUUGGGUUAUUUCUCGUUGCAGCCAGUGCAAGUUUGACUGGUAUGUCUCAGGCAGUGGUAUGUGCUAUCUUGUCUGUGGGAUGGUGCAUAUAAAAGAUUUCUUGGUACUUAUGGAAAAAAUUUGCGGAUCUCCUCUCAAAAUGACCAAAUGUUUGACUUCCAAUAGCCGAUUAUUAAUUAAUCAAUGUGCUCUAAUGAUGUCAUUAAACAGAACAAACUUUAACUUUUUAAAAACAAUUCUGUAACAUUAAAUAGUAAUUGUUAAACAAUUUUAAAAUUAAUUAGCAAAUGUUGCUAAUAAACAUUUUGAAGAAAAUAUUAUUCCUCGGUUUUAGAAACACAUUGCUACAAGUAUGAUGCCAGAUAUGUUUAUCAAUCAUUGAAAUGUUUAUCAAUCAUUGAAAUGUUUACAGUAUGUAACAUCAUCUCGCGGAGAGGCAUUUCUCUAGGGUUAUCACCUGUUUGUUGAUCCACUUCAUAUAUUUGAUUAAAUAUUGUUUGAAAUUUUUUUUUAAUGUUCCAGUGCAGGGGCAUAGGAAGAUGCCAAAAAGUAAGGGGGGGGGGGGGGGGGGAGGAUACACACACACACA
Molecule: messenger RNA, 4650 nt
Organism: Gigantopelta aegis
Lineage: Eukaryota; Metazoa; Mollusca; Gastropoda; Neomphalida; Peltospiridae
Product: RNA polymerase-associated protein LEO1-like
Exons: 14
Coding region: 150-2588 (812 amino acids)
Biological process (GO): transcription elongation by RNA polymerase II; positive regulation of transcription elongation by RNA polymerase II
Cellular component (GO): Cdc73/Paf1 complex; nucleus
Molecular function (GO): RNA polymerase II C-terminal domain phosphoserine binding
Source: RefSeq, a predicted model, not a curated record